AUGGUGACCAUAUUGAGACAUCCGGCUACACUAUUCAGAUCAUUGUAUACCUUUUUCCGAAUGGAGAACCGCGUUGGUAUGACUUUUCAAGAAUUCUUGAAUGCACCAGUCAAGCCUGCAGUUUUAAUAAAGUUUGAUGGUGAUACGGCUUACAAAGGAUAUAACCAAAUGAGUGUAGAUUUAGGAUUUGAUUUGGAACAAAGUAAGAAUCAGACCGCUAUCACUGAAUUCAUUAUGAAAAUAGAUAGAGAAUUUGAUUUGGUCAUGAUAAUGGAGUACAUGGAUGAGUCGUUUGUUAUGUUAGCCAAUUUAAUGGGAUGGCCUUUGGAAUAUGUAGCUAACUUGAAACUAAAUAGCAGAGUUCCAGGAUCAGACACGUAUCCUCUAACAAAGCAAGAUGAAUUAACUUUAAUGGAACUCAAUCACGUCGAUACCCAAUUAUAUAACUAUUUUCAUGAGAAAUUCCUGAGAUGUAAGAGACAAUAUGGGGAAGAUAACUUGAACCAACAAGUAGAGAAAUUACAAAUUAUCAAUAAAAACUUCAAAGAAAGAUGCGUGGCAAAAGAAGUUAUAGGGUUGAAUAAGGGUAGUUCGGGAAGGAUAGAGUUUAUUCCUAAGAAUGUAUCAGAUAUGGAAUGUGUUUACUCGCUGCAGACAUCUCCUGUAUUAUCAAAAAUGGUUCGCAAUAUUCAAACUAAAAAACUAAACUCCGGUGAAAAGAGGAUGAGCGGGUUCAGACUGAACGUACUACAAAAUUUCUAG
This is a messenger RNA of Planococcus citri (citrus mealybug), 762 nucleotides long. Its product is annotated as galactosylceramide sulfotransferase-like. Gene Ontology annotation, molecular function: galactosylceramide sulfotransferase activity. NCBI's taxonomy places the organism in Eukaryota, Metazoa, Arthropoda, Insecta, Hemiptera, Pseudococcidae. Gene Ontology annotation, biological process: glycolipid biosynthetic process. Bases 1 to 762 code for a protein of 253 amino acids. The record is from RefSeq and is a predicted model, not a curated record. Gene Ontology annotation, cellular component: membrane. The transcript has a single exon.